This is a messenger RNA of Herpailurus yagouaroundi (jaguarundi), 6500 nucleotides long. It is a transcript of the gene SLC26A1, whose product is annotated as solute carrier family 26 member 1. Gene Ontology annotation, biological process: sulfate transmembrane transport. Gene Ontology annotation, cellular component: membrane. The coding region runs from base 3040 to 5298 and encodes 752 amino acids. Lineage: Eukaryota; Metazoa; Chordata; Mammalia; Carnivora; Felidae. The transcript has 4 exons. The record is from RefSeq and is a predicted model, not a curated record. Gene Ontology annotation, molecular function: secondary active sulfate transmembrane transporter activity.
GGGGGAGAUGCAGCGCGGAUCCCCCGGCGCACCUGCAGCCUCGGUCCGGGGAUGGGGGUAGGGGGGUGUCAGGCUCCAGGCCAGCGCGGCAGAGGCCGCUUACUCUCCACCUUGCCGCCUAGAACCUCGGGGCUCGCGGUAGGCGUGUCUUUAGGGAGAAGCUCGCGUCUGGUCUCCAGGGCCCCGGAGGUGGUCGGCCCCGCCUCUUCGCACUUAGGGUCAGGAUGCAAUGUUUCCUUUCCAAAGGAGUGUGUUUGAUCACUUGAAACGGUGAUUUACGGGCAAAUGUUAAGGAAACAACCAUGUGGCACAGAGCUGGGCAGCGGUCCCCCGAGGGAGGUUCCUGCCGAUCUGUACUAGACCCCACGGCCCCCGUCCCAGUGAGGUCUGCAGCUCCCUCCCGGCGCCCACCUUAGCGCCAGUGUGGGCGUCAGCAGCCCCUCUGGCAGGCAGGGGCCCAGAACCACAGGUCCCUCUGUGCCCCUCCAGACCCCAGGUGAAGGUCGUCGGCCUCGGUGCACAAAGAAAACAGGCAGAGGGACGCGGUGGGGGCAGGGUCGGGGGCGGUGUCCUGAAAUUCUCUCAAAGGUCACAUGUGACCUCACUGUUAUCUCCUCGCCUGAUUUAGGCAGGCAGCCUGGGCAGGGGCCGCAGGGUUAUGAGGUCCGAUCCCUGCCACCAAGGCCAGCCCAAGGCCAGCCUCCAUGCUGCAUCUGACUGGACAGGGGCUCUGGUGGGCCAAAAGAGCCCCUCCCUGAAAUGUCUCCACCUGCCACGAAUCUCACCCCAGAACCUCCAGAGACCCCUGCCCUCCCUUCCUAAGACGGAGGAACGGCUCCUUCCUGCAUUAGGUCCCCACCCCAGGUACUCCCUUUCUUACACCAGCACCCAGGCCCCAUCCCCCACCCCAGCAUGCACACACGCGCAUCUGCCCUGGCCUCCGCUGCUCUGCGCCGAGUCCUCUGUGCCACACAGCCUGCGCUCUGUCCCCCAUCUAGGGAGACCCCCCAAGGGCGAUGAGGCUCCCGCCUGGCAGGCCACCCAAGGAAUUCUCUCUCUGCCCCCUUGCCAGUAGCUGGGACAGGAGACAAAGUUUCUAUGACCCCCUCAAUAGCUACCCUCCUGUCUGCACCCUGAGGUGAACCUCAUCUGCCCCAGGGAGGGGUCCGAAGCCCGGAACUGCUCUAGCUUGUCCCCCCAGCCCCAAACACGGCUUCUGGUCUGGGCAAACAGCUCCCCACCAGGGGCCAAGCGGGUCCUGGGCUGGACUCUGGGGGGGUAGGUGGAGGGAAGACCCUCAGCUCUGUCCCAGGUAGACGGGAAAGCCCCCUGGGACGGGCCCUUCCCACGUAGCCCUUCAGCAUGGCGGGAGGGGGGCUCCCCUUCACUGGGUGUAAAGGCGGGGAACCUGAGACUCGGAAUCGCGUUAAAAACAGCUGUCCACCCUUUGUGGGGCACGAGAGUAAUCAUUUAAAGGGAUCGCCCUCACUCCAGCGCUCCCAGGCAGACCCCACCUGCCUCAGAGAGACUGGAGACGCGGCAAGGCCGGGCACCUGCCAGUCACCGGGGGUUGGACCCGCACCCCACGGCAAGAAGGGCAAACCCGGCUGGCAGUGUGUCCCGAUGCCUGGCGGCCCCGCCCCCACCCCGCCCACAGCAGUCCACGCGCAUGUGCACACACAUACUCAGCAACAGCCCCGCGCCUGCUUUCCACACGAGGCCGCAGAACAGAGGCUGGGACACGGCUGCCCCGUGCCCGGCUGGCUCAGGUACACUUGGCCUGUGCUCCAGAGCAGACCAGAACCGUCUCAUGGCAGAAUAGGGAGGAUGUGCAGGGAUGGGAUGAGGCGACCAGCCCCGACCCGGGUACCCCUCUCAUCCUUGCCCGCCCUUGGUCAGUCGUGCGACCACGGCAACGGGCCCCAGAGCUGCAGGCUCACAUCCCAGGGCUGGCUGUGCUCGCGCGCCUCCCGCCCCCCAAAGGACCCCAGGACCCACGCGCCCUGCGCCAGCUCUUUGCUGCCCUCACCCACGCUGCCCCGUACCUGGAGCCCCGUGGGGGGAUGGGAGCUUACCAGAGGUGCACACACUCGCACUUACUUGUGAGCUGGGAUUACAGCACAACUCCCCGGGUUAGCCACUCAGGUAACGCUCAUCUGGGGGAAACCCAUGACUCAGCAAUCUCUGGGGUAAAUAAUUGAACCGCAAACCCAGUUUGGCCAAGCAGUCACAUGGUAACCACAGAGCGCUGCCCGCGGUGGGCGCCAGACCCGCCGCGGCCUGGCUCCUGGCUCCGGCUCUGCGUCAGAACCCGCCGUCCACACGUCCCCACCGGCUAACAAGCCAGAGAGCUCUGGACGUGCAGGCGGCCGGCAGAGUCGGGCCUUGGAGCGCUGACAAGCCAGGGGCCUCACUACCCUCCCGCCCACCCAGCCUGUGAGGGGCUCCCCAGGCCGUCCUCCAUACCCCAGGGAAACUGCAGGCCGCGUGUCCUGGGCCAGCGAGUGAGAAGUCAAGGACGGGGCUGGGCCCCAGCAGGUGAGGUGCCCUUGGGACACAAGGGACAGUCCCAGACUUGCGCUCCAUGGCGCACCUGUGUGGUCUGAGACCCAACCCAGGAGUGUGUCCCACAGUCCCAGGUGACGGGGCAGGUGACAGACGCCAGCCACCCCCACUUCCCUCCCGGCUGGCCUCGUCUAAGAUCAGCCUCCCAAAGCGCGUCCCAGGAGUUCUGCCACGAGGACCGGGGGGUAUGGCGAGUGCUGCUGUGUGAGCAGCCCCUCCGGGAGCAAAGAUCUGGGGUCUCCCUAUCUUCAAGGUUCAACAGGGGGCACCCAGGAGGCGCUCUUCCUCCAAGCCCCAGGGCCCAUGGUGCAGCGGUGAUGGGAGGGCCGCCGGAGAGACCCCGGUGGCUUGGGUGGCGGAGAGGGGGGGCCUCUGGCGUGGACGUGGGCACGGGGAGGUGGGCCGGGAGCAGCGGAGCUGGGUCUGGCCACAUGGGAGUCUGGGUCUCUGUGCCGCCCGCUGACCCCAGCAGGGAUGCCCACCUCUGUUUCAGGUCUCCCCAGGAUGGACGUGUCCCCCGACUGCACGCAGCAGGGCGGGGGGCUGGUGCUGGUCCGCCGGCGGCCCCCAGUGUCCCCGGGCCUGCGCGAGAUGCUUAAAGCCAGGCUGUGGCGGGGCUGCUCCUGCAGCACGCGCGGGGCCUGGGCGCUGGUGCAGGACCUGCUCCCCGCCACGCGCUGGCUGCGCCACUACCGCCCGCGGGAGGCCCUGGCGGGCGACGUCAUGUCCGGGCUGGUCAUCGGCAUCAUCCUGGUGCCGCAGGCCAUCGCCUACUCGCUCCUGGCAGGGCUGCAGCCCAUCUACAGUCUGUACACGUCCUUCUUCGCGAACCUCAUCUACUUUCUCAUGGGCACCUCGCGCCACGUGUCCAUGGGAAUCUUCAGCCUGCUCUGCCUCAUGGUGGGCCAGGUGGUGGAACGCGAGCUGCUGCUGGCUGGCUUUGACCCUGCCCGGGACGGCCCGGGGUCCGGGGACAACGGCACCACCCUCAACGCCUCGGCCACACUGGUGCUCAGGCCACGGGACUGCGGGCAGGACUGCUACGCCGUCCGCGUCGCCACCGCCCUCACGCUGGUGGCCGGGAUUUAUCAGGGCCGCAGGUCUCUGGGGAGAGGGGACAGUGCCACCCGCAGGACAGGAGAAGGGAGCGGCUUUCCAGCGCCUGGAGCCCGCACAUGUGAGAGAAGCAGAAGCGAGCGUGUCCUCAUGGGCGUCCUCCGGCUGGGCUUCGUGUCCACCUACCUCUCACAGCCCCUGCUCGACGGCUUUGCCAUGGGGGCCUCGGUGACCAUCCUGACCUCCCAGCUGAAGCACCUGCUGGGCGUGAGGGUCCCACGGCACCAAGGGCCGGGCAUGGUGGUCAGCACGUGGCUGAGCCUGCUGCGCGGCGCCGGCCAGGCCAACCUGUGCGACGUGCUCACCAGCGCCACGUGCCUGGCCGUGCUGCUGGCCGCUAAGGAGCUGUCGGACCGCUGCCGCCACCGCCUGAAGGUGCCGCUGCCCACGGAGCUGCUGGUCAUCGUGGCGGCCACGCUGGCGUCCCACUUCGGACGGCUCCACGAGCGCUUUGGCUCCAGCGUGGCCGGCGACAUCCCCACCGGGUUCGUGGCCCCCCGGCUGCCCGACCCUGGGCUGAUGCGGCGCGUGGUGCUGGACGCCGUGCCCCUGGCGCUGGUGAGCUCCGCCUUCUCCUUGUCCCUGGCGGAGAUGUUCGCCCGGAGCCACGGCUACUCCGUGCGAGCCAACCAGGAGCUGCUGGCCGUGGGCUGCUGUAACGUGCUGCCUGCCUUCUUCCACUGCUUCGCCACCAGCGCCGCCCUGUCCAAGAGCCUGGUGAAGACGGCCACCGGCUGCCACACGCAGCUGUCCAGCGUGGUCAGCGCCGCCGUGGUGCUGCUGGUGCUGCUGGUGCUGGCGCCGCUGUUCCGGGACCUGCAGCGGAGCGUGCUGGCCUGCGUCAUCAUCGUCAGCCUGCGCGGGGCCCUGCGCAAAGCUCGGGACGUCCCGCAGCUGUGGCGGCUCAGCCCGGCCGAUGCGCUGGUCUGGGUGGCCACCGCGGCCACCUGUGUGCUGGUCAGCGUCGAGGCGGGGCUGCUGGCGGGCGUCCUCCUGUCCCUGCUCAGCCUGGCUGGCCGCACGCAACGCCCACGGGCCACCCUGCUCGCUCAGAUUGGGGACUCGGGCUUCUACGAGGACGCCGCGGAGUUUGAGGGCCUGGUCCCUGAGCCGGGCGUGCACGUGUUCCGCUUCGCGGGGCCGCUCUACUACGCCAACAAGGACUUCUUCCUGCGCUCGCUCUACAGACUCACGGGGCUGGAUGCGGGGACGGCGGCCACCACGAGGAAGGAGCGGGGCCCGGAGGCCAGGGUCGGCGAGGGAGACCCCGUCGAGGGCACGGACCCGGGCCCAGCCAGCAGCACGGCCGCACGGCUGGUGCCCCCGGCGGCCGGCUUCCACGCGGUGGUCAUCGACUGCGCUCCGCUGCUGUUCCUGGACGCGGCCGGCGUGGCCGCGCUGCAGGACCUGCGCCGAGAUUACAGGGCCCUGGGCAUCGCGCUGCUCCUGGCCUGCUGCAGUCCCCCCGUGAGGGACACCCUGAGGAGAGGCGGGUUCCUCGGGGACGACACGGAGGACGCCGCCGAGGAGGGGCAGCUGUUCCACAGCGUGCACAGCGCUGUGCAGGUGGCCCGAGCCCGCCACGGGGAGCAGACGGCCACCGACUCCACCCUCUAGCGCGGCCGGUGCCCGACGCCAGCCUGACCGCCCUUCCGGGAGCCCUGGGCAGACAGCCUCACGCCAUCGGUCACUGACAUCAAUGAGCACAGUCGCCACUGCCCCGCCCCCCACCCCCCCCCCGCCGCCCCCGCCCCGAGACCGAUGCUGUGCCCUGGAAGAACCAGGGAACACACAAAGGACUCGGACACUUGAACAUCCAGGAACUACGCCUUUGAAACAAGCCACCACAGCCACCCCGGGCCCUGGUGCUGUGUGUACGCGAUGCUGCAGGGUCAGUCUGACGCUGGCUGUCACCGUCUCGUUUGAACGAGGGCCCGAGGCAAUCACGAGGCCCCCCCUUGGCCCGCCGGGCCCCAGUCCCACUGGCCACAGCGGGAGGGCCUGUGUCUCUGGGAGCCCUUCAAACACACACCCGAGUGCUCCUUACAUCUCACGCCUCGGCCAGGCUGAGCUUCGCAAGGCCAAAGGUGGGGUGAUCGACCCAAGUUCCGCUCAGCCCUUGGGCGGCGCUCCUGCAAAGCCUGACCUGAGGACACGGGGCACCAGGUGCGUGGGCGCACGCUCUCCGGGGCUGGCUCCAGCCACAAAGCUGGCACAGCGGGACACCCACCUGACCCCGAGCCUCCAAGUCCUGUCCGGUGGGAAGCCAGCUGUGCCCAAACUCGGGGCUGCCCCGGCAUCCCCCACGGCCCCGCGCGGCCUCCUCCACGGAGGACGUUUUGCCAGGAGGUGUCAGGGCACCCCCUCCGCUCUGCCCCCCAUCACAGCCCACACUGCACCACACUGUCCUCCCGGACGCUGCCUCCUCUCGGCCUUGGUCUUCGUCUCCAGUAAGGGGGCUCUGCCCAGCUGCCCCCAUCACUCACCUGGCCGUGAUGAGCUCCAGCAGCCAGUGGGUCCGGACCUGCUCGAUGCCGCCGUGGGGGACAGCGCCCACGUAGGCCAUGUUGAGCUGCUGGUCCCAGCUGAGGUCAUACUGGUCAGCCUGGCUGUGAGGCAGUGGGGGACUGGGGACAGAACAAGGGGGAGUGGGCCAUUAGUCCCCAGGGGCGGGGCACCAGAACAGCCCCUGCAGCUACAAACCCAGGGCCCCAGAUUGCCCCGGGACACCAGUCCCCAGCAGCUGGACCCUGGAGUGCCCGCCGAUGAAUUUUACUGUCCCUGUUGUAAUAAAAUGGCCCCUAACACCAGGAAUGCCA